AUGAACGUAUUCAGUCGUAAUAACCAAGUGGUCCAUAUCAACUUGUGGAGAACAAUCAUUAAUACUAUUCUGCUCUACGGGAUCUUUUUCCUUGGUUGGCACUCCAUUAAAAGUAUGGGAACUUUCAAACGAGGAUUCUUCUGUAACGACCAAUCAAUAAGAUUUCGUCCAUACCCAAACACCCUCACUCGGGUUCAGUAUCGGAUGAUUUGCAUUACAUUCAUGAAUGUUUCAUUUUUUGUGAUCGAAUCGUUUCACUGGAUUCUGGGUCCCAAGAAGUUUACAAAUCUGGUUUAUCGGGUUGGCUCGAGAUCAGUUUCCAGUUUCUUGGUUACAGUUUUCACGUUGAUAGGAUACAGUCAGAUUGGAUAUGUGGCCAAUGAGCUUCUCGUCAGAUUUGUUAAAGGAGCCACUGGACGUCUUCGCCCUUAUUUUCUCGUGGCCUGUAAUCCUUUGUCAAUUGUAGAGUGCGAAAUUUUCAACGUCGAUGUCUAUGUGAUGGAUUAUCAAUGUCAGGGGGACCCGAAAUAUGUUGAGGAAGCUCGAAAAAGUUUCUACAGCGGACAGUCUGCAGUUACAAUGUAUUGUGCUUUUUGGAUCGUUCUGUACAUGGAAGCCCGCCUGAAGUCAGUUUUCCGGAAAACGAAAAUGGUUUCUAUCAUUCAAGUACUCCUGAUGGUUUAUGGAUUUGUAACUUGCACAACAAGCAUUGCGGAUAACAAACAUUAUUGGAGUGACGUCAUCGUCGGAGCCGUUGUUGGGAUGACAUUGGCUUACUGUUUCGCUGUUUGGUAUGGAAAGAUUUUCAAGAGGACCGAAGUUGGGGAAGAUUUGCAAGAUGUCUUCAAGCCAAUCGGAAAUGUAUAA
Molecule: messenger RNA, 867 nt
Organism: Caenorhabditis briggsae
Lineage: Eukaryota; Metazoa; Nematoda; Chromadorea; Rhabditida; Rhabditidae
Exons: 4
Coding region: 1-867 (288 amino acids)
Biological process (GO): phospholipid dephosphorylation; phospholipid metabolic process; signal transduction
Molecular function (GO): phosphatidate phosphatase activity
Source: RefSeq, a predicted model, not a curated record